GCGGCUCAUGGUUAUUUCGACAUUCGUACUGCUUGUACAACAACGCAUCUCUCUCUAUAAUACUUCAGUUUUGCAUUGGUGUUUACCGUGAGUGGUGUACGUUCAUCACGUACACAAGUUUUUCUCUUAGGUUUUAAAUUCGUGGGUCGUGUUUUCGUAUAGGUUCUAUCAACUGCAGUAAGAAAUAAAAAACGAACGCAAAAAUGAUUCGGCGACUCAUCAGAUUCAUCGUUCCAUUCAUCGUACUUGCGAUAUUUUUAACUUCCCAAGGUGUUGACGCUAUCAAGUGUUACCAGUGCAGCAGUGACACCGACCCCGACGGGGACGAUGUGUGCGGUGCGUACACGAAAUUCGACAAAGAGAGAAACAUCGCCGUUGAAUGCAACAGCGAUGAGUCGAAGAUGCCAGGUACAUUCUGCGUCAAGCUGACGCAGCAGAGCCCACGUGGAUUUAUUUGGGAUGGUCGUUGGCGUCAGGUUAUUCGACGCUGUGCAUCGGUGGCCAACACUGGAGUCACGGGCGUCUGCAAUUGGGGCGUUUACGAAAACGGCGUCUACUGGCAAGAGUGCUCCUGCUCGGAGGACGCCUGCAACUCAGCCAACGGACCUGGCUUCGAUCGUUUCACGAUAAUAGCCGUUGCAGCCGUUGCUUUAUCCAUAGGCUCGUAUUUCAGUUAAUUUCUGAGAUGACGUACAUUAGCUUGACACUUCAUUUUUAAUGCAAUAAAAGUCGAAGAGCAGCGAUUUUUUAAUAUGCCAUUGCUAUAUUUUAAUCGUAAAAAUCACAAUUGCCUUAUAAAGAUACUCUCGUCAAUUGUUAUGAAUGAUUUUUAAUAAUAAUUGAUUGAGGAAAGAAGUGAUUAUCAACAGAAGUAGACUAACUAAUCCGUCCAUUUUGACCAAUUGUAUCUAAAGCGAAAUAUAUAUUAUUUAUAUUUUUAAUUUUAAGAUUUAGAUACAUAUUGUAAAAUAUAAGCAAAAUCUUAUUGUUUACAUUCCUCACACAGUUUGUACAAAGUUUUAUUUGUUAAAAAAACAAGAAUCUCAAAUUUUAUACCCCAGAAUUAUACAGCAAAAAUUUUAAAUAAAAGCGUACCAGAUGUAUAAUUGUAAAUAAUUUUAGUUAAACUACUGAUGAUUUUGUCAAUUAGUUUUACUAUACAGAGCAUCAAUUUUGCAGAUUGUAAAAAAUUAUUUCUUUUUAUUAAAAAUAAUAAGAAAUAUUUCUCCCGCAUUGCAGUACAACCCAGCGAUCCUUGGGAUUAUUAAAUUUAGUUUUAUUAUUAGGAACUGCACAACCUUUUUAUGUAAUUUUCGAAAGAAUUUUUCUACGCAAUUUUUGUUAAUGUUGAUACAUGUUAUUCGUGUUGUUCUCUGUAAUAAAAAAUCAUGAUACAAAACUA
Trichogramma pretiosum is the source of this 1402-nucleotide messenger RNA. RefSeq lists its product as uncharacterized. The coding region runs from base 204 to 677 and encodes 157 amino acids. Gene Ontology annotation, biological process: regulation of synaptic transmission, cholinergic; sleep; positive regulation of voltage-gated potassium channel activity. NCBI's taxonomy places the organism in Eukaryota, Metazoa, Arthropoda, Insecta, Hymenoptera, Trichogrammatidae. The transcript has 3 exons. The record is from RefSeq and is a predicted model, not a curated record.